GAUAGAAACGGUCGCUGAAAACUACCUUUUCCCCCCUUCUUUCUAUGGGGUCAGUAACCUGUGAAGAGAGCAAAACAGAUUGACUGCAAACUGGGAUUUAUCUGUGUUGGCGUUUAAACAGUAGGCUUUUGUCGUCGUUCUUCGAAGCUGACGUUAUUUUUGCUUUUUCUAUUCGUCAAAGAGGACUUAAAAAAGAUAAUAUUUGGGAUUAACGAAGGCCAGUGCUUCACCUGCUGCAAGAAAACACAGGACCCUCAAUAUUAUAUUACCAGGCAAACGUGACUUGGCCCACCUGCCCUAAGGAGUCAAGGAGAGAAGGAGAGAAGGAAGGAGACAGAACUAUUGCUGCCCUCUGCUUCUUACUGCAUAUAGAUGUAUACUGAGAAAGUUGUGACGGAGGGGAAGAUGGUGAAUAGGGGAAUCUCUCUGACCUGUGUGUUGACCCCCUGCCGUGUGAUUGGUGUGUGUGUGACUCUGAUGACCCUGGGAGCCAUUGGAGCAGCCGUCUGGGCCGUAGUCACGUUUUGCACAAUGGAGGAAGACACCGGGCUGUAUGAUGUCCAGGUGAAUUCGGCUGACCAACGUCUCAGAGUCUUUGAUUCCGCCCAGAGGAGGUGGCGACAGGUGUGUUCCUCCUCCGAUAAUGAGCUGCUAGCUAGCAUCAGCUGUGAAGAAGUGGGCUUUAUAAGUGUGGUGAAUUACUCAGUCACAUCGGUGCCCGAGGCCAGUGGAGAUGGUGGGGAGUUCUUCUGUGUCAGACAGCAAGAGCUCAGCUAUGGCAAGAAAAUCAAAGACUCAUUGUUCCCAUGUGACUGUGAGAGCAGGGAGGUUCUCACACUGUUGUGUCAAGACUGUGGCAGACGUAGUUUUGCAGCAGACCGUAUAGUGGGUGGUGUGGAUGCCAGGCAGGGCAGUUGGCCUUGGCAAGUCAGAUUGGAGUAUGAUGGAGUUCAUCAGUGUGGAGGAACCAUCAUCUCAAACCGAUGGAUUGUCUCAGCAGCUCACUGCUUUCGAGAGCGGUAUCGCUUCGUCAAUCGCUGGCGUGUGCAGCUGGGCUCCAUCUAUAGCAAACCAGUCAACGCCAACGUGGCUGAGGUGAACACCAUUGUUUACCACAGCAGCUACCUGCCCUUUGUAGAUGCUAGCAUUGAUGACAACAGCAGGGACAUCGCUGUUCUGGCCCUCACCCAGCCACUCACUUUCAACGAAUAUAUCCAGCCUAUUUGCCUGCCAGCAUACGGUCAAAGACUGAUAGACGGACAGAUGGGAAUAGUAACAGGCUGGGGAAAUGUAGAUUACUAUGGUAUUCAAGCAGAUAUUCUCCAGGAAGUGCACGUCCCCAUCAUCAGUGACACUGUCUGUAACUCUCCUGAUUACUAUGACAACCAGAUUACCACCAGUAUGUUCUGUGCCGGUUAUGAGAAAGGAGGCACUGAUGCCUGCCAGGGAGACAGCGGCGGUCCUUUUGUGGCAGAAGACUGCCUGUCUAAGACCAGGCGGUAUCGUCUGCUGGGGGUGGUGAGCUGGGGAAUAGGCUGUGCCAUGGCCAAGAAACCUGGCGUCUACACCAGAGUGUCCCGAUUUCUGCCCUGGAUAUCUACAGCCAUGAGGAACUAUCACAACUCACCAGGGCUUCACAAAAUGGCCCGGACAUGAGAUUCCUGCUCCCAUGUUUCCACUUUUUCUUCUAUUGGGAUGACAAUAUUAAAAGACCUCAAAGAUGUCAACAGGGACAUUUGGAACGGGGGAUGAACGGCUGCGACGUUUCCCCCAUAUCACAGUUCUGGAUUCUCCUUUCCUUCCUGAUUCCUGAACCUUCCCACAUCGUUAAAUGCCCACCAAGACCAUACUCCUUGAUAGAUACCCUGUAUCUUUGCAGAGAUCCGCAGAGCUAUUCAAAGGAGCUGAACUUGAUAUUCAUUACAUUAACACAUUAACAUAGCAGCAAACAAAUAUUUUUUAUGUAAAGAUAUCAUGGAGUAAUGGCAUCCUAUGCAGAGAAUCUGUGUGUAUUAUAAUCCAAGCUUCUAUGUUCUUUGUUUUGAUAGCUGGUUCAGCAGCACGUGCAUGUUUGUGCGUACCUUUUGCUUCGGUAUCAGACGCCAAGAGCCAUGACAACCGCUGGUUGUGGACUCACAGUGUGUGAGUCCACUUUUUUCAGCAUUUCGAGGACAGCCCCUUUAAGAAACAUGAAGUUUUGAAAAGAUCAGCAAAAGGUUAUUAUGAAGUUAAAUAUUGAUAAGAGGGCAAAAGUGAAAAAUAUCAGAAUCAGUAUAAUGGAUUUAAGGUACAAGCUUUGCCAAAUUUGAUAAGAUUAUUUUUCUGAGAUGAUUUUUCCCUCACUCUUGUAGCUGUAUACUGCCGGGAUGUCACCAGAAGUAAGAAAUAACCACUAUAACUUGUGAGUUAAACAGCAUCACUUUAAAUUAAGACUUGUAAAUUUUCCGGUUCACCUUAAAGGUCCCAUAUUGCAAAAAGUGAGGUUUUCAUGUCUUUUUUAUUAUAGAGCAGGUUGAGGUGCUAAAUGAAUACUGUGAAACUAUCAAAACGCUAAAUCCACAGGGAAAUGCACUCAGCCCUUAUUCAGAAACAGUGCCUUUAAAUGAGUCGUCAGGACUCUUGUACAGUUAUGAUGUCACAACUAUACUAUAUACAGGUAGAAAAGGCCUCUACAGUGCAGUUACAGUCAUUCCCCAACUGCAAUGAUGGUGCAAGGACACCUAGACUGCCGAUAAGAAAGUGUAGGAAGGAAGAAAUGCUGACCAAUCAGAACAGACUGUUUUUUUUCAGGAGGGGCGCUUAAAAAGACAGGUGCUACGGAGCGUUUUAGACUAAAGGUGAAUAGAGGGAUCUUCAGACAGACUGUAUGAGGAAAAUAAUGUGGUUUUGAACAUUAAAGCAUGUAAACGUGUACUAGUAGAAGCACAAAAUACAAGAAUGAACUUGAAAAGGAGCAUGAUAUGGGACCUUUAAGAAUUCUACAUGUAAUUACAAGGUUUCAUACAAUAAGAAAUAAAUUCCUUAUGUAGAGGAUUUAUCUUGUUCCACGUGAGUCCCUCUCUUCAGUGCCAGACGUCCUGCAGCCAGCAGGCAUAGCGACCCACAGUGAGUGCAGACUGCACUGAUGAUUUGUAACUAAGAUCAUAAAGAUCUCAUGCAAAUUCAACUCCAAGUACUUUUUACAUUGUGCAACACACACACGCACACUCACGCCCGCACGCACACACACACACACACUAAUGAAAUGUCAAUAAUUUAUGAGUAAUGCUUAUGGAUAACUAGGUUUCCUGGCGAGCUUUUUUUUGUAAAAUUACAGCACACAUCCAACUUUUUGCAUUGUAUGAAUCUCAUUUUUAUAAUUAAACUCUUUCUUGUGUGAAGCAUGUUCAUGUCUUUUAUAUGCAGUAACCUGACUUUUGUAU
Messenger RNA from Etheostoma cragini (Arkansas darter), 3422 nucleotides. RefSeq names its product hepsin (gene hpn). Gene Ontology annotation, biological process: proteolysis. The record is from RefSeq and is a predicted model, not a curated record. NCBI's taxonomy places the organism in Eukaryota, Metazoa, Chordata, Actinopteri, Perciformes, Percidae. The coding region runs from base 373 to 1656 and encodes 427 amino acids. The transcript has 13 exons. Gene Ontology annotation, molecular function: serine-type endopeptidase activity; serine-type exopeptidase activity. Gene Ontology annotation, cellular component: membrane.